Molecule: messenger RNA, 423 nt
Organism: Pangasianodon hypophthalmus (striped catfish)
Lineage: Eukaryota; Metazoa; Chordata; Actinopteri; Siluriformes; Pangasiidae
Product: C-C motif chemokine 14-like
Exons: 3
Coding region: 46-348 (100 amino acids)
Biological process (GO): immune response
Cellular component (GO): extracellular region
Molecular function (GO): chemokine activity
Source: RefSeq, a predicted model, not a curated record
UGUUAGAGAUAGAAGAGAUCAGAGCUUCACAAACCUGCUGAGAACAUGAAGAUGAGUCGUGUGUAUUUGGUCCUGGGCUUCGUCCUGAUCAUGGAACUCUACUCAGACGCUAUGCCUUUGAGCCUUAAUCAGCCCGCCUCGUGCUGUUUCAACUUUUUCAAUGGCAAAAUUCCUUCUGACAAAAUCCUGGAGGUUCAAAAGACGGACUCACGCUGUUCACAGCAAGGCUUUGUAGUUACUACGCCUCGGUUCUCCAAGCUGUGUGCUCGUAACAUCACUGUCAAUGAAAGUGAUACACCUGUCAGUGAAACUGUUACACCUACGCCACACUCCACACACACCACCUAAUAAUCUUCAAGCUUUGCCCAUUUAAAAACUGAAUCACUUUUUAUCAGUCAUUUAUUACGGUUUAUUGAUGCUACU